CUUAAGCGUCCACUGAACUUACUUGUUCCGCCCUCACUGGAAAACAUGGCGGCGCCUAUGAGUAGUGGAAAUGCUCCUGCGUCGGACACGACCGAUUUGGUUAUUGAUAACCAGCAAAUUCAAUACAGUAUGGUCCUGGAUCAUCUUAUCGGAGAGAAAAGGCCAAUAAAGGACAUUAAUCCCGCAGUUAUGGGAGGGCUACCGAUGCCUGCCAAAAGCGACGAGCAGAAGAUGAUCGAGAGAGGAAUGGAGAGCUGUGCCUUCAAGACGGCUCUGGCGUGUGUUGGAGGUUUUGUCCUUGGCGGGGCUUUCGGUGUUUUCACAGCAGGCAUUGACACCAAUGUCGGCUUCGACCCCAAAGACCCCCUAAGAACACCAACGGCACGCGAGGUCCUGAAAGACAUGGGCCAGAGGGGGAUGUCCUACGCUAAGAACUUUGCCAUUGUUGGUGCCAUGUUCUCCUGCACAGAGUGCAUCAUUGAAUCACACAGAGGAAAAACAGACUGGAAAAACGCAGUGUACAGUGGUUGUGUCACCGGGGGAGCGAUUGGAUUUCGUGCUGGCCUGAAGGCGGGUGUGCUCGGAUGCGGAGGCUUCGCUGCGUUCUCUGCCGCCAUCGAGUAUUACCUGCGAUGAACCACCAGCGGCUGGAGACAUCCCAGUCUGUGGACACCAACCGGCGGAAGAGCGAAGAGAUGUCCGGACCAAACAAUGAGACUCUGCGACCUCUGAACCUCGACCUUGUCAGGAAUAAAACGCUGGCGGAGACCCCCGUGUCCACCCACCCUUCACACUGGAGCUCUUCUCUUCCAUCAGCGGUGUUUUUUUGUUUGUGUGCCGUGUCGCACAAGGCAGCCAUAGUUUGUGCCGGAGUCCAGUCUGGUUUUCUCUCGUCUCUGUUCUUCGGCUUGAUGGGAAAUUGUAUCAAAAAUUUGCAAACGAGUUCUGUCGACUUCACGCUCGACCAGAUGGCAACAGCAGGCCACGGACCUCUUGCGUUUAACGUUCCUGAGAUUUCUUUUUUAAAAGUGGAACUUCAGAUUCCAUUUACAUUGUUCAUAAUUUACAGAACUGACAUGUAUCACAAACUUUCCCAUGUCAGGAAUAUUUAUACGUUAAAAAAAUGUCCUGGUCACACAUUUCCUGUCACCGUGUUCCCGUCAGACAUGACGUUAAUAGAUCUGCUUUCAUUCUGCCCAGUGAUUGGUGGCUCGUAACUGGAUGACACCACAUAAUGUAAAGUUACACGGCCUACAUGGAUUCACCGUACCAGAGACAGGGGCAGGUUUUGGUUAUGAAGGGCGAGAUGUCAUAUGGAAUUUAGACGUUUACGAAUACCAUCCAAUGCUGUUUUUUUUUUUUAAACAAUCUUUAUUUUAACGUCUGAUUUUUUGGGGGGAGGGGGAUUUUUUUCCUGCCUUUAAAUAAUUGACAUGUAUAUGUUAAAAGUUAUUUAACUAGAAUAAAAUAUA
Molecule: messenger RNA, 1472 nt
Organism: Lampris incognitus (smalleye Pacific opah)
Lineage: Eukaryota; Metazoa; Chordata; Actinopteri; Lampriformes; Lampridae
Gene: timm22
Product: translocase of inner mitochondrial membrane 22 homolog (yeast)
Exons: 4
Coding region: 46-636 (196 amino acids)
Biological process (GO): protein insertion into mitochondrial inner membrane
Cellular component (GO): TIM22 mitochondrial import inner membrane insertion complex
Molecular function (GO): transmembrane protein transporter activity
Source: RefSeq, a predicted model, not a curated record